This is a messenger RNA of Scomber scombrus (Atlantic mackerel), 4313 nucleotides long. It is a transcript of the gene prss16, whose product is annotated as serine protease 16. Gene Ontology annotation, molecular function: serine-type exopeptidase activity; dipeptidyl-peptidase activity. Gene Ontology annotation, biological process: proteolysis. Lineage: Eukaryota; Metazoa; Chordata; Actinopteri; Scombriformes; Scombridae. Gene Ontology annotation, cellular component: endosome; lysosome. The record is from RefSeq and is a predicted model, not a curated record.
AGUUUACAGAGAAUCCUGAUGAUCAGAUUGAACUAAUACAAAACUUGGCUGAUAUCUUCAUGGGAACAGUGCAGUACAAGAAGGAAGGGGUGCUCAUGUGUAUUCAAGAGGUCUGUGAUGUUAUAACCACCAAUACAAGCCCAGCGAGGAAGAGAAGGAAGUUUCAGCCACCUUGUUAAACUGGUGCAGGUAUGUUUUCUCACUUGCUGACAACUAUGAGAAGAUCACUGUGCACUUUGGAAGCAGCGACCCUGUUGAUAUCAUCCAUGACUUCCACAGAAAGGGAACAUACUUGCCUCAGACCUACAUCCUCCAUGAAGAGAUGGUGGUGACCGGCAACGUGCACAACAUGCGUCAGCUGGGACCGUUCAUCUACCGCUUGUGCAAUGGGAAGGACACGUACCGCCUCAAUUGUCGCGUCUCCGGCAGUGAUAAGUCGUGGGUUAAAAAGGGGAUAGAGGGCAUUAAUGCUGCAAACUGUUGCCAUCAGAAGUUUAGCACGCACGGCACAAACUAACAUCUCUCAUCCUCUCUCUGUGUGUCGCCCCCCUUGUCUCUCCCUCGCAGGCAUCAGCGCGAGGCGAAGGACUGCCACCACAUCCGUCACUUUGAGAAUACUUUCGUGGUGGAGACGGUUAUCUGGGAGGAACUUUUCCCCAUCUGGUGUUCGGAGCUGUGGCAUCUUCCGCUCCUGUCAAGGCGAAGUUGGACUUCUCGGCCUACAGCAAUAUCGUUGGCUUGGGUCUGAUGAAUGAAGUGGUUGGUGGCUCAGGAAAGUGUCUUGCUAUUGUGCAGAAAGCCUUUGUUGCUUUAGAGGCAGCACUGAUGGGCCCUGGACUUUGGCUGCUGUCAGUUUACAGAGAAUCCUGAUGAUCAGAUUGAACUGAUACAAAACUUGGCUGACAUCUUCAUGGGAACAGUGCAUUACAAUGAGGAAGGAGUGCUCAUGUCUAUGCAAGAUGUCUGUGAUGUUCUAACCAAUAUGAGGAAGAGAUGAAAGUUUACAACCGCCUUGUUAAACUGGCGCAGAAGGGAACAUACUUGCCUCAGACCUACAUCCUCCAUGAAGAGAUGGUGGUGACCGGCAACAUGCACAACAUGCGUCAGCUGGGACCGUUCAUCUACUGCCUGUGCAAUGGGAAGGACACGUACCGCCUCAACCGUCACGUCUCCCGCAGACUUUCCCCAUCUGGUGUACGGAGCUGUGGCCUCCUCCGCUCCUGUCAAGGCGAAGUUGGACUUCUCGGCCUACAGCAAUUGUCUUGCUAUUGUGCAGAAAGCCUUUGUUGCUUUAGAGGCAGCACUGAUGGGCCCUGGACUUUGGCUGCUGUCAGUUUACAGAGAAUCCUGAUGAUCAGAUUGAACUGAUACAAAACUUGGCUGACAUCUUCAUGGGAACAGUGCAUUACAAUGAGGAAGGAGUGCUCAUGUCUAUGCAAGAUGUCUGUGAUUUUCUAACCAAUAUGAGGAAGAGAUGAAAGCUUACAACCGCCUUGUUAAACUGGCGCAGAAGGGAACAUACUUGCCUCAGACCUACAUCCUCCAUGAAGAGAUGGUGGUGACCGGCAAAGUGCACAACAUGCGUCAGCUGGGACCGUUCAUCUACCGCCUGUGCAAUGGGAAGGACACGUACCGCCUCAACCGUCACGUCUCCCGCAGACGCCGGAUUCUGAGGAAGAUCAAGGAGCGUGUGCGUAACCUCCAGCUGCAGAAAGUCAAGCAGCAUCUCCUGAUGAAGACAGCCAGUGGUCACCAGCCUCUCCAGCGUGUGAGGGAGGGCAAGAUUCACCAGCAGCUCAACCACUUCAGCCAACAGGACAUUAGCACCUUUCCUCAGAGGUUCUUUGUGAAUGAGGAGUACUGGCAGCGUCCUGAUGGUCCAGUGUUUCUCUUCAUUGGAGGAGAAGGGCCCAUCUUUGAGUUUGAUGUUCUGGCAGGUCACCAUGUUGACAUGGCUGAAGAACAUGGGGCUCUGCUGUUGGCUCUGGAGCACCGUUUCUAUGGUGACAGCAUCAACCCUGAUGGCCUCAAAACGGAGAACCUGGCAGACCUGAGCAGCCAGCAGGCACUAGCAGACUUGGCAGUGUUCCACAAGUACAUCAGUCAAAGCUUCAAUCUGAGCAGCAAGAACACUUGGAUCAGCUUUGGAGGGUCCUACUCUGGAGCUCUGUCCGCCUGGUUCAGAGGAAAGUUUCCCCAUCUGGUGUACGGAGCUGUGGCCUCCUCCGCUCCUGUCAAGGCGAAGUUGGACUUCUCGGCCUACAGCAAUAUCGUUGGCUUGGGUCUGAUGAAUGAAGUGGUUGGUGGCUCAGGAAAGUGUCUGGCUGUCGUGCGGAAAGCCUUUGUUGCUUUAGAGGCAGCACUGAUGGGUGGUAAUGCCAGCCAGGUGGCCCUGGACUUUGGCUGCUGUCAGUUUGCCGAGAAUCCUGAUGACCAGAUUGAACUGAUACAAAACUUGGCUGAUAUCUUCAUGGGAACAGUGCAGUACAAUGAGGAAGGAGUGCUCAUGUCUAUUCAAGAGGUCUGUGAUGUUCUAACCAAUACAAGCACAGCGUAUGAGGAAGAGAUGAAAGCAUACAACCGCCUUGUUAAACUGGCGCAGCUGUACCGUUCCAUCAGUGAGGAACCGUGUCUGGAUGUGUCCUAUGAGAAAUCAGUCAAGCAUCUGAUGAACACGUCGCUUCAGUCAGGCCAUAGAACAGAGAGACAGUGGAUGUACCAGACCUGCACCGAGUUUGGCUUCUGUAACACACACACACACACACACACACACACACACACACACACACACACACACACACACACACACACACACACACACACACACACACACACACACACACACACACACAUGGUUAACUAUAAUUAUUAUUAUCCUGAACUUCCAUGUGUGUGUAUGUGUGUAGACCAGACUUGUGAGGACGCCACCUGUCCAUUCUCUGGGAUGGUGACUCUGCAGUCAGAAACUAGGCUCUGUCCCAUGCUGUUUGGCAUUUCCCAGCAUUCCCUGCCUGGACGCAUCGCCUUCACAAACACCUACUAUGGAGGAGACAAUCCAGACACACACAGGGUGCUCUAUGUCAAUGGUGGAAUAGACCCCUGGCAGGAGCUGUCAGUCAUCCAGGACAGGACUGAUGAAGGAGAGGGGGAUCAGACUGUCUUCAUUAGGGACACUGCUCACUGUGCUGAUAUGUCCAGCAAAAGAGUCACAGACCGCUGCUCACUCAAGAAGGCCAAACGGGAGAUUGAGAAACAUGUUGCCAGGUGGCUGAAGACGGCUGCUGAGGAGAAGAUGGAGAAAAGAACAGUGUGAUCAGAUUAUAACCUGAUGAACUCUUAUCACUCUUCACUAAAACUGAUAAGACACAGUUAAUAAGAAGCCCUUCCUGGCUGAUCUUAUUCUACAUAAACCUCUUCUUCCUCCAUUUCCUCCCUAAGCUCCUCCUGUUUACCAUCCCUCACUGUCCACGCUCGACCAUCUCAUACCACGGCACACUCAACAUGUAUGUGUUUUGUGUCGUUAUUAGGAUUUCUUGGUAGAUGUGAUUGAUGUUUUUGUGUUUACUGAUAUUCUGGGAAAGCUGAAAGAGUUUCUUAUGUGCUGCUGUUUCUUUGUUAUCUGCUGCAUAUUUCUUGACUUUAGAUUGGAAGUUCAUGAGGAUUUUUAAGGUUUUGAGUUUAACUAGCAGAUAUAUUAGUGUUUUUCACGAUAUAAUUGGAUGGCUGCUUUUGUGUGCAACCAGUAAAAUAUAAUCUUAUGGUUUUUAAUCUGUCAUCAUGACCUCUUUGUACCACUAGGGUGUGAUAUUGCUACAUAUAUGUCAAACAGGUUUCUUGUGCUUCAUAUCAAAGCUCAGGAUAUGGUAACACUUCUCUUUUGUAAGCAGUAUGCAAACAUUUAAAACAUUGCUUAUAACACACUGCAGUGUAGUUGUAAGUGGAGUUAAGGCUAAGAUUUUUUAUCAAGCUACUGUUUCCGAGGUCAAUUAUGAACUUUAAGGCAACUGAGUGUUAAUUCAUGUAUUUGUUAACAACUGUAUCUCCUCUUGUGAGCAGCCACAAGUGGAGGCUGGCAGAUAAUGAAUGAUAAUAUAAUGAAAACACAAUUGUAAUAAUAUAAAAUAUGUCUUCACAGUAAAAUUAUAAUAGCUGACAAAUACUGCAAAUGAAUAAAAACUUAAUGUGCCCUUAUAGCAGCUUACAGUAGAGUGUAUUGUAAACCAUUUUUAAAUAUGUGUGUACUGCUUAUAAAUGCUAAAUAAGCAGACUUAAAGCAAAGUUAUUUACAUAAUGUAUACUACUAUGGAUUUUGA